Messenger RNA from Synchytrium microbalum, 1188 nucleotides. RefSeq lists its product as uncharacterized. Gene Ontology annotation, cellular component: intracellular anatomical structure. The record is from RefSeq and is a predicted model, not a curated record. Lineage: Eukaryota; Fungi; Chytridiomycota; Chytridiomycetes; Synchytriales; Synchytriaceae. The transcript is spliced from 8 exons. Gene Ontology annotation, molecular function: NADP binding; NADPH dehydrogenase activity; FMN binding. Bases 1 to 1188 code for a protein of 395 amino acids.
AUGUCUUCCGCGCAGAUUGUACAGACAGUUCCUCUGUCUCAAAAAGUGCCUCUGAAGAAUGUUGGUUCUGCUCUCAAUUUGACCAAAGAAACUCCCAGCUUAUUUCAGCCAAUCAGCUUUAGGAACAUGACUCUGAAAAAUCGUCUUGUGGUAUCGCCGAUGUGUAUGUACAGUGCUGAAGAUGGAAUGAUGAAUGUCUUUUCUCUGGCUCACCAGACUCAGUUUGCUAUUCGAGGCGCAUCUCUCGUCAUUUUUGAGGCUACUGGUAUCUUGCCAAAUGGAAGAAUCACUCCGGCAUGUGCCGGUAUAUGGAAGGAUGAACAGAUCGUGCCUAUGAUGCCCUCUAUUGAGCUUAUCCAUCGAUAUGGCGGAAAAGCCGGCAUUCAACUUGCGCAUGCUGGUCGCAAAGGAUCAAAUAUGUCUCCACACUUUGGUCUUCCAGCCUCCCACGAUACUCUGAGUCCAGAAUCGGAAGGAGGAUGGCCAAACAAUAUUUGGGGUCCUUCUGCUAUUCAAGGAUUUCCAACUGCUGGUAUACCCAAAGAAAUGACAAAACAAGAUAUUGAAGAUUGCAAAACGGCGUUUGUAGAUGCUGCUUUACGAGCUGACAAGGCUGGGUUUGAUAUGAUUGAGAUUCAUGCAGCUCAUGGCUAUCUGAUUCACGAAUUCCUGUCACCUGUGAGCAACAAACGAACAGACGAAUACGGUGGCUCAUUCGAGAACCGUAUUCGAUUUUGUGUUGAAGUGAUCAACGCAGUUAGAGCUGCAUAUCCUCAAGAGAAGCCAGUCUGGUUGCGGAUUUCUGUAUCCGAUUACAUUGAAGGUGGUUGGAGCAUUCAGGAAUCAGCCAGGCUUGCUGAGAUUGUGUAUCCCCUGGGCAUCGAUCUUAUUGACUGCUCUGGUGGCGGUCUAAGCCCGGCUCAAAAGGUUCCAUACGGUCCUGCCUUCAAUCUACCUGGAGCAGAAGAGAUUCGAAAGGUUGUGCCGUCUGGAGCUAUUGGCUUGACUGGUCAGAUCACUGACUCGAAACAGGCCCAGACCUUCCUGGACGAAAAGAAAGCCGACCUCUUCAUAAUUGGUCGUGAAUUUUUGCGCAAUCCCUCCUUGGUCUUGACAUUCGGCUAUGAACUCGGCGUUGAUGUACAGUGGCCCACUCAAUAUGAACGAGCCAAGAAACAUAGAGCUUAG